UGGGUCAGAGGUGGCAUGUUAAUUCAACCUGUGAGUACACAACAGAAAACAUGGCUCUUGCAAGCAGGACGCUUUCGCUGAAGUCGUGUGUACGCUCGUGGACAUGGGCCUGUCAGCGAGGUGUGGCAAGUUCCCCGGGCCCACAGAUGCCUCCAUGUGACUUUCAGCCAGACCCUUACAAGGGUAUUGAGAGAUCCAAAGUCAAACAGGUCAGAAGUGACAACUUAAACCCAGCUCUGUUCACAUAUUACAAGAAACCUCUGCUAGUACACCAAGGUCACAUGCAGUGGCUAUGGGAUGUGGAUGGUACCCGCUACCUGGACCUGUUUGGGGGAAUUGUUACUGUCAGUGUUGGCCAUUGUCAUCCAACUGUGAGGAGGAGGGCAGAGGAACAGCUUGGAAAACUGUGGCACACAACUAACAUAUACCUCCAUCCAACCAUCCAUGAGUAUGCCGAGAAACUCACCGCUACACUGCCAGGAAAUCUCAAGGUGUGUUACUUCACCAACAGUGGUUCUGAAGCCAAUGACAUGGCUGUUCUUAUGUCUAGAAUGUAUACAGGAACUUAUGAUGUCUUAUCUCUCAGGAACUGUUACCAUGGUGCUAGUCCCUAUCUGAUGGGUCUCACAGCCCUGAACACUUGGCGCUACAAUGUUCCCUCAGGCUUUGGCAUGCAUCAGACCAUGAACCCAGACCCUUACCGAGGACCUUGGGGAGGAGCACGCUGUAGGGACUCACCUUGUCAGGCACUGAGGUCAUGUGACUGUGCUGAGGGUCAGUGUGAAGCAGGUGACCGCUACUUGGAACAGCUAGAAGAUGUCUUGAGGUUUUCCAUGCCCAAAGGGAAAGUUGGUGCUUUUUUCGCAGAAUCAAUUCAGGGAGUCGGAGGGACGGUCCAGUUUCCUAAGAAUUUCCUAAAGCGAGCCUUUGAGAAAAUUCGGGAACAUGGAGGACUUUGUAUAUCUGAUGAGGUCCAGACAGGAUUUGGCCGAACUGGCACACACUAUUGGGGAUUUCAGGGACAUGAUGUGAUACCAGACAUUGUAACUAUGGCAAAGGGUAUAGGUAACGGGUUCCCUUUGGCUGCUGUGGUAACCACUCCCGAGAUCGCCAGUAGUAUGGAAAGAGCACUUCAUUUCAACACUUAUGGUGGCAAUCCUUUGUGCUCUGCUGUCGGCUCAUCUGUACUUGAUGUAAUUGAAGAGGAGGGAAUCCAGAACAAUGCACAUGUUGUUGGAACCUAUUUCCUGAAGGAACUUGAAAAACUACGUGACCAGUUUGAAAUUGUGGGUGAUGUUCGCGGGAAAGGCCUCAUGAUUGGUGUGGAGAUGGUGCAGGACAAGGCAACCAAAGCACCUCUUCCUGUGGAAGAUGUCAACAAUAUAUGGGAAGAUGUGAAGGAUAUGGGAGUUCUCUUAGGAAAGGGAGGUGUAUAUUCCACGGUACUGAGAAUCAAACCACCAAUGUGUCUCACAAUGGAAGAUGCCAAGUUUUCCAUCGCAGUAUUCCGCCAAGCUCUGGAGAACUAUUAUGCCAAGUGAAGAGUUUUACUAAGCAGUGGAGAAUGAUUGUCAGAUAUAAUAGUUCCACCAGAGGCUGGAGAACUAGACAACCAAAUAAAGAGUUCUUAGGCAGAAUAAUACUGCUAUGUGUUUACAUUCAGUGGAUGGCCUGCUAAACUCAAGAUUUCUUUUUUUAUAUUUCUUCAAAACAUUUUUAUUAUACAUUCAGGAUUUGUUAAAGGGAACCUCAUUAAAGAAGAAAUACUGAAGACUUAGCAUUGUUAAAUUCCAUAUCCGAGGUAUAGAAGAUAAACAAAAAUUAACUGUAGAUUUUACCAUAGAUAUCGAUACACCAAGUGUUUUAUUGGUAUUUUAUUUAAAGUAGAAGAAAAUAGAUUUUAACUGGGCUACUAUGAGUGUAAACCGGGUUAAGUGACAGUAGGAGCAUUUAUUAAUGUUGAAGGUUUGAAGUGACUAUGCAAAUCAUUUAUUUCUCGUUAUGGUUAUUAAUGAGUGUAAAUGAUAACUAAUUUCAGUGCCAUAUGUUUUAUGUUGUAUACAGUAUAUGAAAUUGACUGCAGGUUAUGUAGAUUUCAGGGUUCAAACACAAUGUAAUAUAAAUUAUAGGAGUGUUGUUAGUUAACUCAAAUCCAGUUUGUAUAAGACACUGGACAUUGGGAGUAUAUGUAAUUCGAUAUACACAGGUACAUAAUUUAUAAACAUAUCAAGAGUUAUCAUGUGUGAAAUAUCAACAAAUUCAUUGAGAUGAUGUAGUGCAAGUUGAGUUAUGCCCCUUGUAGAAAGGAUCUCUGGGUUUUCAGAUAGUCAUCAUACUCAUUAAUUUCAAUGCUUUGUUGAUAUUUUAAUGGACUUUUUGUGUGUAUCAACAGACUUUAUACAAACUUUGUAGUCCGAUGAAUUUUUUUUGUUAUGUUGUUGAAUAUUAUUAUGGUAGUAGAAUGUAUUGGUAUUAAAGUAAUAGACAUGGAAUCACAAGUUGACCGUUGGUGUAAAGGUAAAGUAUCUAACGCUAUCAAUCAAACUUUAGCAGAUUGUCAUUUUUGUAUCAAAUUAGUGCCUCUACAAUUAUUACUAUUUAGACAAAUGUAGAAACUCCAGCGCCAUAGUUUGGGUGUGAAAAACACUAGAAUAUCAUUAGGACUAAGUACUUAGAAGGAUCAGUGGAGAUAUUUGGUUUGUUGACAGAAUUUGAUUGUGAUCUGUUUCUACCUAAUAUGGUCUUUAUGUAGUUAUGAUAAAUCAGAAAUUGGCCAGGUUCUUUUGCUGAGUGAAAUAUUUAGUAAAAUGUAGACUGUCUGGUUUUCUAUUGACAAGUUCACACAGUAAAUCUGAUUGGAAUUCAUAUCACUGUUAAUGACACCAUCUCUAAGUACACUGUCCUUAAUUAUGACUGUGUAAAAUAAAACCUGAACACAGGUUUAAUGGAAAAACGUUUUAUUAUGAUUUCAAAAACACUUGUAAGUGAAAAGCUGGCUUUACUGAAACACUCUCUUGCCUGACCAAACAGUGUAGCCUUCUUAGGUUCAUUGAAGACAGUCUCAUGUACAUAGUAUGUAGUAGUUUUAAUUAUAUUGUGUAAACAACUUUCAUAAUCAUACAGUGAAAACCUGGCUUUACUGACACAUUCUCUUGUCUGAUCAAACUAUGUAGUCCUCUUAUUGUCACUAAGAACAAGGACCAUGUAGCAGUGUGAAUGCCAUUUAUAGAAAUAUAUAUAUGAGGAAAGGAUUUAGUCCACCCUUUUUUUUACUUUUCACUCUUAACAUUGUUUAUUUUUUAUUAUAAACUAUACCGGUAAGCAUUUGUCAUGUAAUUUCUUUACCUUCAUUUUUUUAAUGCUUUGUACAUUCUACAUCUUCACUAAGUGUUUAGAUUGAAAUAACUCAUGGUUUGUAAUGAUAUUAUAGAUAAUAAGCACAUUUUAAACAUGUUUGUCCUCGGAACUAGGUGUAACGUACACAUAAUUAAUUUUGGCCAUUUUUUCAGAUCUGUUAUUUUUAGGGAUGGGGUGGGAUGUAGGCAUACAUGGAAGAAGUCACUCCUACACACAUAGAAACGUUUGAAUGCAUGGUAUUGCCUAGGUGAAACAAAGCACAGUAUAUUUCUCCUUAUUCAAUAUAUCAGAGACUUUUUUUUUUUCCCUUUUUAAGCAACAUCUUCUGUACAGGAAUGUUUUUUUCUGAAAUUUCAGUACUUUUGUACAUUUGUAAGAUCAUACUUGCAGGCUGGAUACAUAGAGAAAACAUGGUUAGUGUCUUAAAAUACAACUUGUAUUUUAAGACACUGACCAUGUUUUCUAUUUAACCUGCAACAUUUAUUGAUCAUCAGACUAUUUCAAACUUAAACAGUUUUGUUCAAUAUGUGUUUGACAUCUGACAUUGACCUUACACUGAAUUUUGCCUAAUGACGGACGUCAAAAUAAUUAUUUUGUGCGGAAACAUAGUUCCAAAUUUCAUUGGACAUAACAGCGAUUUUCUGAAUUUUCAUAAAUAAACUUGUGCAUUACAACAUGUAACUACUUUGUAAGUAUGCAAAUAAUUUCUUCAGUGUACAACAUGGUGCUAUUAAUUCACGUUCUAUUUCAGGGAUAUAAUACAGUGACAUACCAGUAUGGUACACUGUAUGAUGUGGAAAUGUCAGACAAAAUCAAACAAAAAGUGCCUUACAUUUUAGAGGUUUUAGAAGGCAUUUUCCUGAUUGUAAAGCUAGUUUAUCAGAUAGUCACCAUAUACUUUGUAAUUGCAGUGUGUUUUCUUUAUCUCAAUAAAACCAGAUAUCACUG
Messenger RNA from Ylistrum balloti, 4305 nucleotides. Its product is annotated as alanine--glyoxylate aminotransferase 2, mitochondrial-like. Bases 51 to 1541 code for a protein of 496 amino acids. NCBI's taxonomy places the organism in Eukaryota, Metazoa, Mollusca, Bivalvia, Pectinida, Pectinidae. Gene Ontology annotation, biological process: glyoxylate catabolic process. The record is from RefSeq and is a predicted model, not a curated record. Gene Ontology annotation, molecular function: pyridoxal phosphate binding; L-alanine:glyoxylate transaminase activity. Gene Ontology annotation, cellular component: mitochondrion. The transcript is spliced from 14 exons.